Molecule: messenger RNA, 3711 nt
Organism: Lates calcarifer (barramundi perch)
Lineage: Eukaryota; Metazoa; Chordata; Actinopteri; Centropomidae
Gene: xab2
Product: XPA binding protein 2
Exons: 19
Coding region: 126-2675 (849 amino acids)
Biological process (GO): generation of catalytic spliceosome for first transesterification step; mRNA splicing, via spliceosome
Cellular component (GO): Prp19 complex; U2-type catalytic step 2 spliceosome; post-mRNA release spliceosomal complex
Molecular function (GO): protein binding
Source: RefSeq, a predicted model, not a curated record
ACGAAGCCGGAAGUAUCAAUGAGGAUCCCACGCAUUGAAAAGUCCACAGACAAGUGCUAGCUAAAGUUAGCGUUACUAAUUAUUGGGCCGACCAUUCUAUUUAGCCGUUCAGGCUCUCGGCAGAUAUGCCUUCAUUAAAUGGAAAACCCGAUGUUGUGUUUGAGGACGAUGAUCUGCCGUAUGAAGAGGAGAUUAUCAGGAACCCAUACUCAGUCAAGUGUUGGAUGCGUUACAUCGAAUUCAAACAGAAUGCACCCAAAUCCACCCUCAACAUGAUCUAUGAACGGGCUCUUAAGGAGCUGCCUGGCAGCUAUAAGCUGUGGUACAGUUAUCUGAGGGAAAGACGGAAACAAGUCAAAGGGAAAUGUAUCACUGAACCAGCCUAUGAAGAAGUCAAUAAUUGCCAUGAAAGGGCACUGGUGUUCAUGCACAAGAUGCCUAGAAUAUGGCUUGAUUACUGCCAGUUCCUUGUGACCCAAUGCAAGAUCACAAGAAGUCGGCGAACAUUUGACCGUGCACUCAGGGCUCUUCCUGUUACUCAGCACCCACGCAUCUGGCCUCUGUACCUCCGCUUUGUCCGUAACCUGCCCCUGCCUGAGACAGCUAUCAGGGUGUAUCGCAGGUACCUUAAGCUUUCUCCAGAGAAUGCAGAGGAAUACAUAGACUACUUACGGUCUGUUGGCCGCUUGGAUGAAGCAGCUGUGCGCCUAGCAACUGUUGUCAAUGACGAAAGCUUUGUGUCCAAAGAGGGCAAGUCUAACUAUCAACUGUGGCAUGAGCUAUGUGACCUGAUCUCCCAGAAUCCUGAUAAGGUGACCUCUCUGAAUGUUGGAGCCAUCAUCCGAGGAGGCCUCACUCGCUUCACAGACCAACUUGGAAAACUUUGGUGCUCUUUGGCUGACUAUUACAUCAGGAGUGGCCACUUUGAAAAAGCCCGUGAUGUGUAUGAGGAGGCCAUCCUCACAGUGGUAACAGUAAGGGAUUUCACACAAGUGUUUGAUAGUUAUGCCCAGUUUGAGGAGAGCAUGAUUGCUGCCAAGAUGGAGACUACUGCUGAGAUGGGGCAGGAUGAAGAUGAUGACAUAGAUCUGGAGCUUAGAUUGGCUCGCUUCGAGCAGUUGAUAGCCCGGCGUCCCCUCCUCUUGAACAGUGUACUACUGAGGCAGAAUCCCCAUAAUGUCCAUGAGUGGCACAAGCGGGUGAAAUUGUAUGAGGGAAAUCCACGGCAGAUUAUCAACACAUAUACCGAAGCAGUACAGACUGUGGAUCCAAUGAAGGCCACAGGGAAACCUCACUCUCUCUGGGUUUCCUUUGCUAAAUUCUAUGAGGAAAACGAGCAGCUGGAUGAUGCCAGGACAAUCUUUGAGAAGGCUACCAAGGUGAACUACAAGCAGGUGGAUGAUCUCGCUGCAGUGUGGUGUGAAUAUGGAGAGAUGGAGCUGCGCCACGAAAACUAUGAACAGGCACUGCGCAUACUGAGGAAAGCUACAGCCAUCCCAUCCAAGAAAGCAGAGUACUUUGAUGCAUCUGAACCAGUCCAGAACAGAGUGUACAAAUCCUUGAAAGUCUGGUCUAUGUUGGCAGAUUUGGAGGAGAGUCUUGGCACCUUCCAGUCUACAAAAGCAGUGUAUGACCGUAUUAUUGACCUCCGCAUCGCAACGCCACAGAUCAUCAUCAAUUAUGCCAUGUUCCUUGAAGAGCACAACUACUUUGAGGAAAGCUUCAAAGCAUACGAGCGUGGUAUAGCUCUCUUCAGGUGGCCAAAUGUUUAUGACAUCUGGAACACUUACCUCACCAAGUUCAUUGAUCGUUAUGGGGGAAAGAAGCUGGAGAGGGCUAGAGAUUUGUUUGAACAAGCCCUGGAUGGCUGCCCUGCCAAGUUCGCCAAGACCAUUUACUUGUUGUAUGCCAAAUUGGAGGAGGAGUAUGGAUUGGCACGACACGCCAUGGCUGUCUAUGAAAGAGCAACACAGGCAGUGGAAACUGAAGAGAGACAUCUCAUGUUCAAUAUCUACAUCAAGAGAGCAGCUGAAAUUUAUGGAGUUACCUAUACCAGAGCAAUUUACCAGAAAGCUAUAGAGGUCCUUCCUGAUGAGCAUGCAAGGGACAUGUGUCUGCGAUUUGCUGACAUGGAGAGUAAACUGGGUGAGAUUGAUCGGGCCAGAGCAAUCUACUCCUACUGCUCCCAGAUCUGUGACCCAAGGGUUACAGCUAAUUUCUGGCAGACUUGGAAAGAAUUUGAGAUCCGCCAUGGAAACGAGGACACCAUCAGAGAAAUGCUGAGGAUCAAACGCAGUGUCCAGGCCACAUACAACACCCAGGUCAACUUUAUGUCCUCUCAGAUGCUGAAGGCCACAACAAGCUCCACAGGCACUGUAUCAGAUCUUGCUCCAGGCCAAAUGGGAAUUGAUGACAUGAAGAUGCUGGAGCAGAAGGCACAGCAGCUUGCUGCAGAAGCAGAGCAGGACAAGCCAAAGCCCAAAGAGAAGAUCCUCUUUGUCAGGAGUGACACCUCUCGCAGUGAGCUGGCUGAGCUUUCCAAACAAGCCAAUCCUGAUGAGAUCGACAUUGAUGAUGAUGAUGAGGAUGAAGAUGAAGACCAAGGACCAGAUGAGGUGCAGCUUGAGCAGAAGAGUGUCCCCACAGCUGUCUUUGGGGGGCUCAAAGAUGACUGAAACAUACCUUUCUCACUGAACUUUAAAAAGAUGUAGUUGUCUGAUUUCUCUUGUAGUCACCGAAUAGACUUCAUUUGAAAAACAGUCAGAGUGGCAGCUUUUGUGCCUUCUAUUAAUCUUCCCUGUGGAUUUCUGUAGUGCAGUAUAAAAAGAAAUGAACCUCUUAGUUUUGGCCACAUGGUGUCAGUCUUUCUCAAGAUAAUUGUGCAGAUGAGCAGUUUUCUUUUAUGAAAUAGUCAAAUGUGGUAACGUGAUAACUGUAACUGAAGUCUGAUGAAGUUUGACUUUGUUUCUGAACAACAUUUUGUAAAAGAAUUAACAGUGAUAACACUUUUGUACACUUAAUAAAUGCAGAGGUCUUUCUCAGACAGGAAGCUCUGCCCUAGAAAACAUAGGGGAGGAGCCUAGUUUCUUGGACAGGGAGCAUUCAUUUGAAAGUGGAGCUGAGCAUUCAAGCCUUGCAUUGUUGGCUUGAGGAUCACUAUUAGGUGGGUGCCUUGUGAAGCUCAGUGUUUCUGAAAAGAUUUCUUGUAUACUUGUAUACUUGUAUACAUAUCUUACUAUCCAAAUAUGAAAGUUAUGCCCUAAUUGUACAUUUAUUAUUGUACAAGUAGACUCAAAGAACAAUUUGUACAACUGAUGAUAACAGGAGGUAUAUCAAAAUUUUGGAACCAACAUAAUUCAGUUAACCUGCUGUAGAUGAUAAUUUAGAAAAGUUCCUAAUUCCCAAUUUUGUUAUAGUUGCCGGUGUUUACUUGGCUCACUUAUCACUUGUGAGGCUGUAAGUGACCAUGCUAUAGACAUGCCUUUCAGUCAGCAUCGGUCAUGGUCUUCUUGCAACCCAGUACAGUUUAUUACAGCUUUUGGUACACAAGAUUUUUGAAAGUUUUCUUAAUGUCACACUGCACAACUUUGUGGUGUUUGUGAAUUAUGCACCAGCAAUUCUGCCUGUGUCUAGCUGGUCUCUUUGAGUCUAUGAAACUUUCUUUAGAAUAUCUUGAAAAUGCUGUUGUAAUAAAAAAGGACUUGUGAUAAA